Xylona heveae TC161 is the source of this 2023-nucleotide messenger RNA. Its product is annotated as tRNA methyltransferase complex GCD14 subunit. NCBI's taxonomy places the organism in Eukaryota, Fungi, Ascomycota, Xylonomycetes, Xylonales, Xylonaceae. Gene Ontology annotation, cellular component: tRNA (m1A) methyltransferase complex; nucleus. The record is from RefSeq and is a predicted model, not a curated record. The transcript has 2 exons. Bases 78 to 1895 code for a protein of 605 amino acids. Gene Ontology annotation, biological process: tRNA methylation.
CUUUGUUCGGGAUGCUGCAUUUGGAGCAAGCUCUACGUUGCAUUGGUUAAGGCGAUUGCAGCUUACCGUGAGCUAGAAUGGCGACUACCGAUCCUCCGCUGUCCUUUUUGGACCCUGGAGACACAGCGCAAGCUCAAUCUAUCGCUAUACUGCACCUGAAGCGGGACCUUCUCAUGCCCACUCGCCUGCAGGAACAGGACGAGUUGAACGAGGGAUAUGACGAGGGCAAAGUGACAAAUACGCGCUUUGGUUCUUUCCCACAUAGCACAUUGAUUGGGCAGUCAUGGGGAAGCCAAAUUCGGGCAUCAGCAGUUGAUACUGGCUCACGUGGUAGACGGCCGAAAAACGACAAGAAGCGGAAGCGGGACGAGGAUGAGAAUACAGAUUCGAAUGCGCCGACGCCGAAAACCGCAGUGGCUGCGUCUACAGGGUUCGUUCAUUUGCUGCCACCAACGCCGGAGACAUGGACCUCGUCUUUACCGCAUCGCACACAGGUUGUCUAUACGCCUGAUUAUAGUUAUAUCCUUCACCGGCUGCGUGUAAGGCCCGGGACGGUUUUGAUUGAAGCAGGCGCUGGAAGUGGGUCUUUCACACACGCUUCGGCAAGGGCGGUAUAUGAUGGUCUUCCGGGAGACGAGGUCAAGGCGGAGGGGGCAUCGAGCAAGAAGAAGCAGAAAAAGGGCAAGAUAUAUAGCUACGAGUUCCACGAGCAGCGCGUUGGAAAGCUAAAAACCGAGCUCUAUGAGCAUGGAUUGGAUGGACUGGUGGAGAUUACACAUCGAGAUGUGUGUAACGAAGGAUUUAUGGUCCGGAAGACUGAAUCAUCCGAUUUGAAUGCGAAAAAGAAUGACGAGCCAAAGGCUGAGGCCAUAUUUUUGGAUCUACCGGCACCAUGGCUUGCCCUGCGUCAUCUGACCCGCAACUCCAUGUCGUCAAAAUUUUUGGAUGCAGCCGCUGGCUCGUCAAAUCCUCAAUCACCGGCGCCAGGCGGUGACCUCCCUCCACCUGCCCCUACUUCAGCCCCCGAAGGCGACCUGUCCUUCCACUCACCUCUCAACCCGAAAGCCACUAUUCGCAUCUGCACAUUCUCUCCCUGCAUGGAGCAGGUUCAGCGCACCAUCUCAACGAUGCGGCAGCUAGGUUGGGUCGAAAUCGAGAUGGUAGAGGUUCAACACAAACGACUGGAGGUUCGUCGGGAACGUGUCGGCCUACACGAGGAAGGUCUUCGUGGUGUCACUGCCAUGCCCGCCUCUGUGGAUGAAGCCGUAUCUCGACUACGCGAAGUUGAAGGGCGCUUCCGUUCAUUCCAUGGUAAAAAUACUGGAGCCGAUGGCUCUGAGGACGCGAGCGGCGCCAAUGCCACGGAAUCUAAGGAGGGCACUCCUGCGUCCACGCCUGCCACUUACGUGUCCAAGCAGCAGCGCCAGCAGUCUAUCCGCGACUCGCUCGCAGACCGUAAAGUCUUCAAGGAGGGUCGUCUCGUGCACCGUACCGAGCCUGAAAUUCGCACACACACAUCGUACCUUGUGUUCGCCCUUUUACCGCGUGAAUGGACGGCUGAGGAUGAGGCGCGCUGUCAGAAGAAGUGGCCCAUCAAGGAGCCUAGACAACCAGCAAAGAACAAAGACCAAAAAGCUAGAAGUGGCAAAGAUAUAGAGGUAGAUGCUGGUGGUAGAGACGUGACCCAGGAAACACAAGCGGCAAAUGGUCAACCAAUAAGCAGGCGGCAGAUGAAGAAACUUGAGCGAGCAAAGGCAAAGAACGCAGAAAGAGAAAAGGAAAAGGCCGCCGAAAGCGAGCAGGCAGCGACGGAGCCUACAGUAGAAGAUGCUGGCGCUGCUAAAGCUGAUGCUGCGGGUAAAAAUGUCGAAGAGCCAGAGAGCAUGGUGGAAUAAUUGGGAAGAACGUCAGCCUCACUUGUUUCCAGUAAUACUUUACACUCUUCAACGAUUAGAAGCCAUCUUAUCUCUAUACAAUAUACCAUACUAAUGCAUCAUUUGCCUUGGAUAACCAGAUCCUUAAU